This is a messenger RNA of Exaiptasia diaphana, 3212 nucleotides long. RefSeq names its product splicing factor 3B subunit 2. Gene Ontology annotation, biological process: mRNA splicing, via spliceosome. The coding region runs from base 11 to 2677 and encodes 888 amino acids. The record is from RefSeq and is a predicted model, not a curated record. Gene Ontology annotation, cellular component: catalytic step 2 spliceosome; U2-type spliceosomal complex; precatalytic spliceosome. The transcript is spliced from 24 exons. Lineage: Eukaryota; Metazoa; Cnidaria; Anthozoa; Actiniaria; Aiptasiidae.
GUUAUCCAAGAUGGCGGACAUGGCUGAGUAUUCAGUCGAGGAACUUCGAAAAUUCAAAGUCCCUCAACUGAAGCAAAAGCUUCAAGAGAUUGGAUUAACAACCUCAGGUCUCAAGGCAGACUUGAUAGAAAGAUUGCACAAAUAUUAUGUUGAGCAAGCUCAGCUAAGACAGCAAUUUAUACUUCAGCAACAACAACAGCAGUUACUUCUUCAAGAAAGCAAAGCUGCCCAAGAACAGCAACUUCGUCAGCAACAAUAUGCAGUUGUUGGACAACCUGUCAUAGAAGAAGCCAAUCUUCCUAAAGUCCAAGAAGUUGAAAUUGCUUCUGAACCCGUACCAGAGGAGAGUGAAGACACAACUGUCAGUGAGCAAUCUUCAGUUUCUGAAGAGAUUGACAGCGUCGUUGAAGGGCAAAAGUCACCCCUAGAAGAUGCACAGGAAUCAAUACGCGAACCAACCAUUACUGAAAAACCUAUUGAGAACAUCAAACAAGAAGUAAAACCAACAAUAGAAACUAGCAUGGAUGAGGUACCUUGUUCAUUAGAUGAAGAUAUACAAGAUCCUAUCAUUCAAGAGCCUGUCGUUCAAGAGUACACAAAGCAAACAAGUCAUGAAGAAGUUGUUUCAAAGACUCUUGACAGUGAGCCACUUACAAGUGAAGUUAUUUCAGAAAUAAAGAAAGAAGAGGUUCACAAAGAUUUAAUACAAGAUAGAGAGAAAGAAACUAUCCCAGAAGCAAUUGAACAACAGCAAGAACCUCAUAAAGAACAAGAAGUAAUUUCACAAGAAGCUGACAAGGGUGUUCCUAAUGAAGGUCAAGACGAGGCAGCUCAACCCUUCAUUGAGCAACAUAUUGAGCAAGUAAUACCUGAAGAAAAACUAGAAAUGUUAGCAAAGGAACCCGUAGCAAGUCUAGAUGUUGUUGCUCCAGAGAGGAUGCACCAGCCCGUUGAAAGUCAAGAAGAAUUUGAUCAGGUUGAAGAAUUUGAAGGGAAAGAAAAUAUUCCAGAUACUUCACAGCAAAAAACUAAAAAGAAGAAAAAGAAGAAGAAGAAGCGAAAAGGAAAACAAAAAGAGCAAGAAAAGGAUAUGGACUUGGAAGAUGAAGAAGACAAAGUAGACAUUGAGUAUGUUACUGAAGACAUGGAGCUUACAAAUCCUUACUUCAGGACAUUCUCUCAGAUAUUUGAGAAAUUCAAGAUUUCAGCCCCAGAAGAAACAGCAGACCAAAAGAAAGCUGAUGAAAAGAAAGAUGACCAGGCGGAUCCUAAGAAGGUGGAUCAGAGAGAUCCUCUUGUGCUAGAAGACGAUGAAGAAAUUGAGAAACCUCCAGACUCGGGUGAGCCCAAACUUUCUAAGAAAAAACUGAAGAAGAUGAAGAGACUUUCAGUAGCACAGCUAAAAUUAUUGGUUGAUAGGCCAGAUCUUGUGGAAAUGCAUGAUGUAAAUGCACCUGAUCCAAAGUUCCUUAUCUUCCUUAAGUCUGUUAGGAAUUCAGUUCCAGUACCAAGGCACUGGUGUUUUAAAAGAAAAUAUCUACAGGGUAAACGUGGUAUUGUCAAGCCUCCUUAUGAGCUUCCUGAGUUUAUUAAGAAAACUGGAAUCAUGGAGAUGAGAGAAGCCAUGCAAGAGAAGGAAGAUCAAAAGGGUCUUAAAGCAAAAAUGAGAGAAAAGAUUCGGCCCAAGAUGGGGAAAAUCAACAUUGACUACAAGAAAAUGCAUGAUGCUUUCUUCAAAUGGCAAACCAAACCCAAACUAACUAUACAUGGGGAUCUCUAUUAUGAAGGAAAAGAGUUUGAGACAAAACUUAAAGAAAAAAAGCCUGGUGAUCUGUCAGAUGAUUUGAAAGCAGCACUUGGUAUGCCAACUGGACAGGGAAGCCACACAGUCCCACCUCCCUGGUUAAUAGCCAUGCAGCGUUAUGGCCCUCCACCCUCGUAUCCAAACCUCAAAAUACCUGGUUUAAAUGCACCCAUACCAGAAGGGGCAUCAUUUGGGUACCACGCUGGUGGGUGGGGUAAGCCACCUGUUGAUGAAACAGGACGUCCACUAUAUGGAGACGUGUUUGGUGUUCUUUCACAUGAUAUUCAUCACGAGGAGGAAGAGGAUGGUGUGCUAAGGAGAUACUGGGGUGAGGUGGAAUCAGAGGAAGAGUCUGAGGAAGAAUCAGAGGAGUCAGAAGAAGAGGAAGAAGAUACAACGGGAUUGAUCACUCCUGCAGCAACGGGUUUGGUUACACCAAGUGGUCUUACGUCCAUUCCUGCGGGUAUGGAGACACCGGAUAUGAUUGAAUUAAGAAAGAAGAAAUCUAUAGAAGAAGCCAUGGAGGCAGGCUCAGAACAGCCUUCAUUGUACACUAUGUUACCAGAGAAAAGAAUCAAUGUAGGAGCUGCUAUGAUGGGUUCGGCACACGUCUAUGAUAUAACAGGGGCUGCACCGGCCACAACGAAAAAGGCUGCUGGAGGUGAAGGAGUCGAUGUUGCUCUUGAUCCCAGUGAACUGGAACUGGAUCCUGCUGCAAUGCAAGCAAGAUAUGAUGAGCAAAUCAAAGAGAGGGAAUUUGUAAAAGAAGAUUUCAGUGACAUGGUUGCAGAACACGCAGCAAGACAAAAGAAACGAAAGAAAGCAACAGAUAGUGGAAAAGCUGCUAAGAAGUACAAGGAUUUCAAGUUUUAACAGGCUAGUGACAGUUUUAGAUUAAUACUAAAUUGGAAGUUGAACAGCAUUAUGCAGGCAAACAUGAAGCAACUUGUACCUCUAGCUCAUGAGUAGCUAAUUCAAAUGGAUAUUUCUACAUACUUUAGAUUAUUUUACCCUAAAACUCUAGUGUAUUUACAUCAAACUUCUAAAGAAUAACUUAGACCAGAUUGUAGCUCAAUAAAAGCAAGAACAUACUUUUUUAAGUAACAGCCCAUUGAAGACAUCCUUGGCAUUUUCUUACACCGAUUUUAAAACUCAUUGUUUAUUGGGAAUGGUACGGGUGACAUUGGACUUUAGUGGAAUUUUGCAAGCUACAGCAUUGUAAGACCACAAGUCUACUGCUGUAAUUUUUCUGUGAAUAUAAUGCAUGGUAAAGGCCUCUUUUUAGUGAAUGUACUGUAACAGUUCAGAGUCUCACAAUACAUGUUGUAUAGUAAGCAGUUUGUUGUGAACUCAGUCAAACGAAAUUGUAAAAUAUCAAGACUUUACAAAUAAACUUAUUUAAAUACAA